Messenger RNA from Aspergillus aculeatus ATCC 16872, 421 nucleotides. RefSeq lists its product as uncharacterized. The record is from RefSeq and is a predicted model, not a curated record. Gene Ontology annotation, molecular function: protein binding. Bases 171 to 350 code for a protein of 59 amino acids. The transcript has a single exon. Lineage: Eukaryota; Fungi; Ascomycota; Eurotiomycetes; Eurotiales; Aspergillaceae. Gene Ontology annotation, cellular component: cytoplasm; nucleus.
GGGGCAGACAGACACAGUGAAACUCCUACUGGAAAAGAACGCCAACCCAGACCCUUCAGAUGCCUUUGGUCGAAACGCCUCUGUCGUGGGCUGCAGAAGAGGGACAUUAUGACAUUGCAAAACUUCUCGUUUAGAGAAAGGUCCGCAUCGAUUUUGGCGAUGAGGCUAAAAUGACACCUCUCUCAUACGCAGCUUCUCGGGGACAUGAAUCCAUCGUGUCUUUGCUUUUAGACGCCGGCGCAAAUCCAGAUGUUAAGGACGAAAAUGGCCGGGCGCCUAUGUCAGCAGCAGCAGCAGCAGCAGCAGCAGCAGCGAGCUAUAAUUCCAUUGUGGCGCUGCUGUUAGAGUAGGGCGCCUCGCCAAAUGAAGGCGGCGACGAAUCACCCUUUAUUUGCCGUAGGCGACGACAAUCCAGAAUUAG